AUGGCAGAGGAAGGUGAUGUGGACGAGGCAGAUGUGUUCCUGGCAUUUGCCCAGGGUCCCUCCCCUCCCAGGGGUCCCGUGCGACGUGCCUUGGACAAGGCUUUCUUUAUCUUCCUGGCCCUCUUCCUGACACUGCUGAUGCUGGAGGCUGCUUAUAAGCUGCUGUGGUCACUACCAUGGGCAAAGUUAGGGGACUGGCUCCUGGGGACACCUCAGAAGGAGGAGGAGCUGGAAUUGUGA
Messenger RNA from Gorilla gorilla gorilla (western lowland gorilla), 240 nucleotides. It is a transcript of the gene SMIM40, whose product is annotated as small integral membrane protein 40. NCBI's taxonomy places the organism in Eukaryota, Metazoa, Chordata, Mammalia, Primates, Hominidae. The coding region runs from base 1 to 240 and encodes 79 amino acids. The record is from RefSeq and is a predicted model, not a curated record. The transcript has a single exon.